GGGGUACAAAUAACCACUAGGAACUAGCGGCUACUGUGGCACCAAGCAGAGAAGGAGGUGGUGGUUGCAAACUCAACGGGAAGCUGCUACCUGAGACGUUGGGGGGGCGAGCUGCACUUACGGGCAUGAAGGACCGGCUGACAGAGUUGUCAGCGGUUAAAGGAAAUGAUGAAGAUGGGGAUACAGUGGUUGUUGUUCAGAAGGAACAAUUCAUGGAUGAUUUUUUUCUUCAGGUAGAAGAAAUAAGAAAUUGCAUUGCUAAAAUAGCAGACAAUGUAGAGGAGAUGAAAAAGAAUCACAGCAAAAUUUUAUCGGCACCAAAUCCAGAAGACAAAACAAAGGAAGACCUCGAGAAACUAAAUCAAGAGAUCAAGAACAUUGCCAAUAAUGUCAGAACCAAAUUAAAGUCUAUUGCACAUACAAUUAAUCAGGAUGAGAGUGCCAAAAGAACAUCUGUGAAUUUACGAAUACGAAAAACUCAGCAUACAGUAUUGUCCAGAAAAUUUGGAGAAGUAAUGACCGAGUACAAUGAAACCCAAAUCCAAUUUAGAGAACGCAGUAAAGGCCGAAUACAGCGGCAGCUAGAAAUAACUGGAAAAACAACCACAGAUGAUGAACUGGAAGAAAUGCUGGAGAGUGGGAACCCUUCUAUUUUUACAUCAGAUAUCAUUUCAGAUUCUCAAAUCACCAAGCAAGCACUAAAUGAAAUAGAGUCCCGUCACAGAGACAUCAUAAAGCUUGAGUCCAGCAUACGGGAGCUACAUCAAAUGUUUGUUGAUAUAGCAACAUUGGUGGAGUCCCAGGGUGAAAUGAUAAACAGUAUAGAAAAGAAUGUUGAAAAUGCUGCUGAAUACAUUGAACAUGCCAAAGAAGAAACAAAAAAAGCAGUGAAGUACCAGAGCAGAUCCCGACGGAAAAAAUGGAUUGCUGCCUUUUUAGUGCUGGUGCUGAUUGGCUUAAUUGCCUUGAUUGUUGGUUUGUCAGUUGGCCUUAAAUGAAAGUUGGAAUAUUUCCAUUGUACGUGCACGUCUGCCAAUGCGGCAAAACUGAUCUUUAUAGUUAUCUGUGUAGUCAUCUUGCUGUUGAUCAUUGCAAUCAUCUUGGCAACAACACUCACCUAAGCACAUAUAAGCGCCUCAGGAGACUCGCCAUCCAAGCCAUCCCUUCAAUGGAAUUUUCCACAAAAAUUUCUGAUGGAUACCUUACUUCUACACCUGGGAAAGCAGACUGUUAAAACAUAUCUAAACCAGAUUGGCUUCUUUGUAAUCAGAAGGACAUUUGGGUUUUGUACUUGAAACAGCAGUCAAGAACAACUUUGACUGGGGGGUAACCCUGAACUAAACAUGGUGCUGCUAAUGAAUUUCCACUUUUUAAAGGCAAUGCAGCAGCCCGCCAGCAACUGAACAAUGACUUUUUUUUUUUAUUUUAUUUUAGUAAGGACUCCACUUUAGUCAAAAAGGUUGAGCUAGCUUUGGCACUAAUAGGUAUUGGAAAUGAGAAGGUGAAUGUGCAAUCUUCAACUUAACUAUUUUGUGAUUUAUAUUUUAUUGCGUAUUUGAUUCACUGUUGAAAACUCUGGUAAACAUUUCUACAUUUAGCGCCUUUUAGUCUACAAGUCUAAAGGUUUUUUUAUGUCCAGUUAACCAAAUUGAUAAUGGAUAGAAGCCCCUUUGUAUCUGUUAUUGGCAUACAAGCACUGAUGUAAAGUGCAGGGGUUACAUGGCCCAUAUCAAUGGCAAUAUGGGUAAUAAUUGUCUUAACUAUUUUAAUUACCAAUGUGUUUGUCCAAACAAAACGAAAAAAAUGUGAAUAAUAGUUUUAGGGGGGGGGGGACAUAUUUUUAAGCUGCUGGCUGGGUGGUUCCAGGUAAGUGUGUGCCCAGAUUUUGUUGAAUGUACUUAAAGGAUUAAUCAAGUUAAAAUCAUUGGGGGCUGAGGAAUUUGUUAGGUACACCCCAGUCAUUAUAAUUGCAGUACAGAAAUUGCAGAAGAAUUUCUGUACUGCACAUGCACUCACCCAGGGUUACUACUCAGGGGAGCACUGAGAAAAAGGGGUAAAUUACCAAGGCACACUUUCAACAGAAUGCUUAGCGAUUAUACCGGUAAUUGCUGUUGGGUGCCUAAGAAAUUCUCCCUCCCUGUGAUUUUCGCUGUUGGUUGUCCUGUGUCUAAACUCAAGUGAUAUCUAGGAUUGGGAUCCUGUCUGGCCAGGACCCAGGAUACAGUUGAAUCUGAAUCCUGCAAAAAAAAAAAGGCAGAAUCCCAAACCAGUGAUGUGUGGCGCAUCACUCGCUGUCCUUUUAAGAUUGCUUUUUGAAGUAGCACUAUCUUCAUAUCCGUUUAGUAUCCUUGUCACAGACUUCAGAUGAGGAAUUUGCAUUGCUAAAAGGGUUAAAUCCUAUUCCUUAAUAUCACCACUGCACACUUUUUUUUUUCUCUAAACACAAUUUGCUUAAAAUUAAUUUUAAAAACCUUUGCACAUUUGUGAAGCUAUGUUAUGUGUACCAAAAAUGAUUACAUGGUUAGAAGAACCACGUUUUAACCCUUAAGGUAAACUUCAACCAUAUGCAUGAUGAACGUUUAGAUGGUCAUUUCAUUUCAGAAUUGCCUACAUUUUUUUUCUUUUAGCCAAAACUGCUCUUCAGCUUUAGUCUCUGAACUCACUAAAGCACUGUCUUAAAGGAGAGGGAAAGGUAAAGUAAGCUUUAUCAGAAAGGUCUUUGUAAAUAAGCACUCACAGAAAAGCUGCAUUGAGUCCUCUAUCAAAAGAAACACAGGAUUUCUUGUCUCCUUUUUUGUGAACUUGUUCUUUGGUAUCCGACUUCCUCUCUCAGAAAAAUCCUUUAUUCCCGGGAGGGAGUCUGCCCAGUUCUUUCCUCUUUCCCUUCUCAAGCUCACCACUCCCAUAAGAAUUCACCCCCCCAUCAGAAUGUGUAAUCUGAGCUACCAGCAGCUAGAGCUGCAGCAAAGCUACUGAGACCAAGCUAAAGUGGCAGCUGCUAUCUUAAGCAAACAGAGGGAGUUUCUAAAACUCUUUACUCAGGUAUGUUAAAGCUUUCUGCAGAAUACAUAUAUUGUUCUAUGUGGCACUAAUGUGUCCAAUCUAUUGGCAGUAAAAUGCCAAAAUGCCUUUCCUUCUCCUUUAAGGUACAGGUACAUAUUUACAUUGUAUAAACUUCGGUAAGAAUGAGCUUUCAGCCUGACAACAGAUGUCCUUUUACCAAUACCUUGCAGCCAUUUUAUUCGUUUGGAAGGAUUUAAGCUAAUGUCACACAAGGUGGAUUUUCUACCAUUAGAGAAAUGUCAACAUUUAGGAAAAUCACUGGUGUGGGUGUGUUUCAUCUUGAAAAUGCUCAUUUGAGAGUGUUUGAAAUGUAACUGCUGCACCAGUGGUGAUUUGGAGGUGGCAAGGUCUCAGGCAUAUCUCUGCCAGCUCAUAAGCUUUAGCUUUAAAAGAGACCAGAUUUGAUGUUUUCAGUGUAGAGCCCUAUGUGGACCUUGAUUUUUAUCAGCACUUUAAAAAGGCACUGGGUGUCUUGCAUUACUAGCAGUUGCAUUAUUAUAUAUUUUUUUUUUUACUUUUCAGAUUCAUUAGAAAACAAUUUGUUCUUUAAGAAGGUUUGGGAAAACCGUGCAAUUGUAUCCACAACAUUCCAGUUCAAGGUGGUUUUCCUGUUUGUGUGAAACAUUUUUAGGGAACUGUUAUCAGCAUCUGAGAUAAUACACUGUACUACAGAGCUUGUUGUGAAAGUGUUAUGGCAAAUGGUACAUGCAGCCAUUUUGGGCUUUAAGUGGGCAACCGAUCACCUGUAAUUGCUUCCCAGUAAUCUUAUUGCCUGGACCAAUUUAUUGCAUUGUCAUUGAGAUGAAUAUCAAGCAGUUAUGGGUGCUUUCUUGCCCUCCAGCUGAGCUAAUAAAUGCCUGUCAAAACAACCAGAAUAGCUGUAAGUGCCAUUACCUUUAAUACUAAGUAAAUUUUACUUGGAAUACCUGCCGAGUUUUCUUUCUUUGUUUUUUUUUCUUUUUUUUUAAUAAGUUCAUUAAGUUUAACAACUCAACACUACAUGUGUCUUUUAGCUAAUGCACGUAUUUCUUGUAUAAAGUUAUUUUAAAUGUUGCCCUGCUACUUGCUGUGGAACCCUUUCAACCAGAUACAGAUGGAAUUGGGACAAGUGAAAGAGAUCUAUUUUGUACCAGCAUGAUAUUUGUUUAGGUUGAUAUUGGAAGAUGUGCCUUGUCUAUUUUGGACAAGGCCAAGAAAGCUUUCAGUAGUGCAGCAGUUGCAAGGCUGCUGUUUUCUGCUACCCCACUCUGGGUUGCUGGUGGGGAAAGUCUGGAACUAUUAGGUAUUAAAUAUGCAGACCUUUGCCUUUCUCUGAAGAGCUGUCAACCCCCUCCCCCAUAUUUUCGGGCAUUACCCAAUUUUGGUGCCUCUCCCCCGGUCUCCCAAUACCCCAUAGCAUUCUUGCAAUUUUUCACAAAGUUCUGCACAAAUUCUGGGCGCAAAUGGGCAGUGAUCUCAUCUUAAGCAAUCACACAUGCACAGGUAGCACAUUUUUGGCUCCAGUGGCGACUGCAUGUGCACAUGUCUGAUUUCCGCUGCGUCAUCCCCCAAACAGCGCACUUUACAAGUUGACUGCUCUUUACACUUCUACAUCUAAAAACACAGCAAGUUAAAUGACUCUGUGUGUCAUAUACCUAAGCAGGGUACAUGUUCAAAUGAUAUUGUUAGCACAUGUCUUUUAAAGCAUUGUGUCAGGUCUUUUUGUAGCUGUUCCUUUAAGAAGUCCAGCUGAAGGCCUGCACACUGCAUGCAGCUUUUCUGUGCCCCAAAACUGCCCAACAACUCAGGUUUAUUUCUAUAUUAUUAUAUUUUCUGGGCCCUGAAUAUUGCAGUGCCUAUGCUCUAAAGUGCCUCUCUAUUAUACUGUCAUGCUUUUCCUGGAUUCCUAAGUGCCUCUAGUUAUUUGGGGGUUUUUGUGCAUAUUCAUACUGUACCUAGCAGCAUUUCUGAAUUGAAUAUUGAUUUUGCAGUAAUCCAAUUUGAUUUGCUGUUUUGAAAUUUUCACUAGGUGCCUUUUAUGAUUUACAAGCACUUAUGUGUGGUCUUGGAGCAAAUUUGAUCAUUUGUAGCUACCUAGACAUAAAUACAUUGUACAUAAUACCAAUGAUUCAUCAAUUUUACAAUACGCUGUCUUUGGUGCUUUUGAGUAGUCUGUUACAUUCAUCCUUUGCUCUGGCCAAUUCUUCAGCUAAGGGGAUAGCUGCCUAUGCAAGAGAAGGUAAUGAACUGUUAACAGGUGCAGGGUGACUAUAGUACCUACAUUACAUGCAUAAAAUGCUCCAAGCAGCAUCUUGUUAUGAGCAAUAAGGUAAGCUCAAGGUGAAUCAGGUCAGCUCAGUCUGGCUUGGAAACGUAACCAACACUACUGCUACAUCUAAUGUGGCAAAUGUUUUUAUUGAAACCAAUAUAUACUGAUUUCUAGAAGUAAAAUGUAUUUAAUAUCUGGAAUCAAAUGUUUAGGUAUCAGCAACUGCUGUACAUUCUGUGUUAGUCAGAACAAAGUUUCUGUUCCGUAGCAGGUGUUUUUAUACCUUUUGUUGCCAGUUGGUCAGCAGAAAACUGCCACAGGACCUUGACUAAAAAGUAUAGCAGAACCAUUCAAAUUCACAACAUUCCUAUCCUAACAAAAAGAUCAGGUUAGACCAUUGUGUAAAUAUGUGCCUUUUAUUCCACUGGUUUGAUUUGUUGAGUCUCAGAUUGUAAGAAUUUGACAUUUUAAUGUGGACCCAAUAAUAGCAAUGUCCUGCAUGUAAAAACUAGAACUAGAACAAACUUGAGGUCUUAAUAAGUGAACAAAUGUAAUCUGCAGUUUUGAGGCAGUUUAAGAAAUAUUGGGUUGCUGUUCCUAAUUCAGUUUUGUAAAGGUUCUUUUUUAUGUGUGUUUUAGUAUUUUCUAGUUGAACUUUAAUAGUAACCAAUUUCAUAAUCCAUCGUGCAUACCGGCAUAAUCCUGUUUAGACACUGAAACCUUUGUGAAUAUUUUUAACCCCUUUUUUCAGUAAUAUGUACUAAUACAUUUUCCUAAUAAAACGCACUUUACUUGUGUA
Molecule: messenger RNA, 6110 nt
Organism: Xenopus tropicalis (tropical clawed frog)
Lineage: Eukaryota; Metazoa; Chordata; Amphibia; Anura; Pipidae
Gene: stx2
Product: syntaxin 2
Biological process (GO): intracellular protein transport; vesicle-mediated transport; membrane fusion
Cellular component (GO): membrane
Molecular function (GO): SNAP receptor activity
Source: RefSeq, marked validated